Messenger RNA from Adineta ricciae, 396 nucleotides. The record is from the annotation of a GenBank genome assembly. Lineage: Eukaryota; Metazoa; Rotifera; Eurotatoria; Adinetida; Adinetidae.
AUGAACCGACUUCGACUACAACCUCAUCAACAACAUCCACAUCGACCUCCACGUCCACCUCCACUUCAACAACAUCCACAUCGACUUCCACGUCAACCGCCACUUCAACAACAUCCACAUCGACUUCCACGUCAACCUCCACUUCAACAACAUCCACAUCGACUUCCACGUCCAGCUCUACCUCAACAACAUCCACGUCAACCUCAACCUCGACUUCCACCUCAACAACGUCCACAUCAACUUCCACGUCCAGCUCUACCUCAACAUCAUCCACGUCAACUUCAACCUCAACCUCUACUUCUUCUUCGACAACUUCGACAACAACAUCGCCAUCAUGUUCAACUCCAUCUACAACAGGACAGAUUUUCAGUUUUAAUUCUGGUUCCGUUGCACUAA